Molecule: messenger RNA, 3817 nt
Organism: Galeopterus variegatus (Sunda flying lemur)
Lineage: Eukaryota; Metazoa; Chordata; Mammalia; Dermoptera; Cynocephalidae
Gene: GABRA2
Product: gamma-aminobutyric acid (GABA) A receptor, alpha 2
Exons: 11
Coding region: 204-1739 (511 amino acids)
Biological process (GO): chloride transport; regulation of postsynaptic membrane potential; nervous system process
Cellular component (GO): neuron projection; dendrite membrane; GABA-A receptor complex
Molecular function (GO): GABA-gated chloride ion channel activity; GABA-A receptor activity; transmitter-gated monoatomic ion channel activity involved in regulation of postsynaptic membrane potential
Source: RefSeq, a predicted model, not a curated record
ACCGCCUCUACCGACGCCUUCGCCUCCUUCUACUCCUCGCGCUCCCCUCCGGCUUCUACCAGCCCAUCGCUCCCCGCCCGCUCGGCUGCAGCAGUCUCUCUCUCUUCUCUCUUUCCACCCCCCCGCCCCCAAGUUUCCUAUAUCCUCAAGAUCAGGGCAGAGGAAGGAAAACACUGAAUUCUGCUUGCUGUUUCAGAGAGAAGAUGAAGGCGAAACUGGACGUCUACAAUAUGCAGUUGCUGCUUCUUGUUGUUUUGGUGUGGGACCCAACCAGGUUGGUGCUGGCUAACAUCCAAGAAGAUGAAGCUAAAAAUAACAUUACCAUCUUUACGAGAAUUCUAGACAGACUUCUGGAUGGUUACGAUAAUCGGCUUAGACCAGGACUUGGAGACAGUAUUACUGAAGUCUUCACUAACAUCUACGUGACCAGUUUUGGCCCUGUCUCAGAUACAGAUAUGGAAUAUACAAUAGAUGUUUUCUUUCGACAAAAGUGGAAAGAUGAACGUUUAAAAUUUAAAGGUCCUAUGAAUAUCCUUCGACUUAACAAUUUAAUGGCUAGCAAAAUCUGGACUCCAGAUACCUUCUUUCAUAAUGGGAAAAAGUCAGUAGCUCAUAAUAUGACAAUGCCAAAUAAGCUACUUCGAAUCCAGGAUGAUGGGACUCUGCUGUAUACAAUGAGGCUUACAGUUCAAGCUGAAUGUCCAAUGCACUUGGAGGAUUUUCCAAUGGAUGCUCAUUCAUGUCCUCUGAAAUUUGGCAGCUAUGCAUAUACAACCUCAGAAGUAACUUAUAUUUGGACUUACAAUGCAUCUGAUUCAGUACAGGUUGCUCCUGAUGGCUCCAGGUUAAAUCAAUAUGAUCUACUGGGCCAAUCAAUUGGGAAGGAGACAAUUAAAUCCAGUACAGGUGAAUAUACCGUAAUGACAGCUCAUUUCCAUUUGAAAAGAAAAAUUGGGUAUUUUGUGAUUCAGACAUAUCUGCCUUGCAUCAUGACUGUCAUUCUCUCCCAAGUGUCAUUCUGGCUUAACAGAGAAUCUGUGCCUGCAAGAACUGUGUUUGGAGUAACAACUGUUCUGACAAUGACAACUCUGAGCAUCAGUGCUCGGAAUUCUCUCCCCAAAGUGGCUUAUGCAACUGCCAUGGACUGGUUUAUUGCUGUGUGUUAUGCAUUUGUGUUCUCUGCCCUAAUUGAAUUUGCAACUGUUAAUUACUUCACCAAAAGAGGAUGGGCCUGGGACGGGAAGAGUGUAGUAAAUGACAAGUCCCCUUCAAUAAAAGCUGAAGGCAUUACAUUAACAUACAACUCAGUGAAGGCAAUUCUUCAAGGAUCUAAGCUAAUAUGGUCCAAGUAUAUAGCUUUCUCAUGGCCCAAUUUAAUCCAAGGAAAGACUUUAGAGUACUUAGAGAAGUGGAUGGACUGUUUAACCUUCAAACAAUCUUCUAAAAAAGAGAAAACCUCUGUCAUGAUACAGAACAAUGCUUAUGCGGUGGCCGUUGCCAAUUAUGCCCCGAAUCUUUCAAAAGAUCCAGUUCUCUCCACCAUCUCCAAGAGUGCAACCACACCAGAGCCCAAUAAGAAGCCGGAAAACAAGCCAGCUGAAGCCAAGAAAACCUUCAACAGUGUUAGCAAAAUUGACAGAAUGUCUAGAAUAGUUUUCCCGGUUUUGUUUGGUACAUUUAAUUUAGUUUACUGGGCUACUUAUUUAAACAGGGAGCCUGUAUUAGGGGUCAGUCCUUGAAUCUAGACACAGGUUAUCAUUGGGAUGUAUGGCAACAUUAAACUUGGUUUGUUUUGCUAUGUACAGUCCGACUAAUAACUGCUAAUUUGUGAACCUACAUGUACAGUAUGUAUAUAGCGAUAUAGCUUACCAGUAAACCCUCAAUGGAGACAUGCAUUUGCUAACUCAUGGAACUGCUGGCAGAUAGCACCCCACGCCAGUAGAGCCAUUGCCUUGUCUAAAGAUUUACCCUACAACCUGGUUUAAAGUGGAUUUCAGCUUACCUGAUUUAUUUCCUAUUCUUCUAAUAGCAAUGAAAGUGGAGAGACAAGACCACCCUUUUGAUUUAGUUAGGUCUUAAGAAGGAGUAUUUUCUUCUGUUUCUUAAUUAUAAUAGAAGAUAACUUUGUCGUUCAAAGAUGAAUUCUUCUAAAUAACAACCUCAUAUCUACAACAUCAGUUCCCUCCAUGAGUACUCAGAAUCCCUGCUAGUACAAUUGGAAGUUUGACACACAUAAUAAGAAAAACCAGAGAUUAGAAAUCAGCUUUUAAUUACUCUAUAUAGUAUCUAGAAUCAGGUACAUAUUAUAGCAUGACAAGCUCAAAUAAGUAUGAUUCACCCCAACAGGACGUUAAUUAUAUAGACAAUUUAACAACUACUGGAAUGUCAUGGUCAUUACAUUUUUAGCUUCAGAGUUUGUUUGAAAGUAAUAAUUAAAAUCCUACAAUUUACUUCGAUCAUUGGAAACUACCUUAAAUUAAAAAAAAAAAAAAGACAGUAAAUGUGUCUUUCCAGGUAUGUGUUGUAUUGAAAUUGAUCAGCUGAAUUUUCUUGGUGCUGGAGACUGGAAAAAGCAUCCAGUUUGGCUGCUGUGGAGCAACAUUCAUAUUGGAUUAGAAAACUGUGCCAAAAACUCCCACUGAUGAGAUUCAUAGGUGUCCCAAACUGUAGAUGAGCACUUGUAUGAUUCUCUUCUUUCCUGUUUACUGCAAAUUCUGCCUUAAGGCUUCUUUUCAUCAGGACUCAGAAGCCACUAAUUAUAAAGGAAAGGGCAGUUAAUUGGCACAUUUUUCUGUCUUGAGAGCAGCUUUUUCAGAUAAGAAUUAAUGUAAAUCUGCUUUUGUAAAUUGCAACUUUAAAUUUCAUUGUCUCAAAUUUACAACAGCUUUGUAUACCAGAAAAGGUUUUGGUAAGAGUUGAACAUUUUUAAACUGCAGCUUUAAAACAUCACCAACAGAUUAUGGAUUAUUUCACAUGCACAAACACAGACACACAGAUACACACAAACACGUAGCUAAGUUAGAAAACACACCUUCCAAUUUUAUAUAAGUACUAAUUAUUAAUGGGUAAAAUUCAUUUUUCCUUUAAUAUUUUAAAAAUACUGUUUAUGCCCCUGAAAUAUGCUAAUAAAAGUUAACAAUUGUGUAUCAUGCCUAGAUUCAAAGUUUUUGGCAAGCCUAAAGUACUUUUGAUUGACAUGUACAUUAGCAGUUAUUAGUUGACUUUUACUAAUAGAUGCACCAUUAUGAUGGUGUUUUUGUAGAAAUAUAGUAGUCAAAUAGUGGCAUUUCUUGCAGUUUUGUACAGUAUUUUAGUAUAGUGCAUAAAUAGGUAUGUUCAUAAAAUCAAUAAAAGGAAUACCUUAUGGAAAUAAGCAAAAUUCAACAAAAGUUGCUAUUCCUUUUGCCUCGUUUAAAUUUUUUUUCAUUUUCUUUUUGUUUUUGUGUGAUUCUAUUAUGUGCUUUGCAUGAUUGUAUUAAUACCAAGGUCACAAAUGCAUCUUAUUAACAGAAUUUGCCGUGAAGACGUCCUUGACAUUAAAAAUUCCCUCGCAAAAGGUAAUCCAUAAUCCUUAAUAAAAUAAAAUUGUUAUAUGAGCCAACAAAUGUAUUUCUUUAAUUCCCUUCUGAUAACAUCUUCUUUGUCAUCUAAAUACUGUAGUUUUAUAAUGUGCACUUUAUUCAUAGAUUUAAAUAGAGAUAUUCUAUUUUCUUACACAUUUAAAUAUAGCAAAGUUCUUUGUAGUUUAGGGAAGUAUGCAAUAAUAGGAGAAAGUACACAAUGCUUGAAGGCAAACAAUAAAAAUGCUUUGUGUGGU